Messenger RNA from Pipistrellus kuhlii (Kuhl's pipistrelle), 7077 nucleotides. It is a transcript of the gene SIK2, whose product is annotated as salt inducible kinase 2. Gene Ontology annotation, cellular component: cytoplasm. Gene Ontology annotation, molecular function: tau-protein kinase activity; protein serine/threonine kinase activity; ATP binding. The record is from RefSeq and is a predicted model, not a curated record. Bases 155 to 2893 code for a protein of 912 amino acids. Gene Ontology annotation, biological process: microtubule cytoskeleton organization; intracellular signal transduction; protein phosphorylation. Lineage: Eukaryota; Metazoa; Chordata; Mammalia; Chiroptera; Vespertilionidae. The transcript is spliced from 15 exons.
AGCGGCGGCGCGCGCCUGGCUGGGCCCAGCGGAGCUGGAGGCACUGAGGAGCGCGGAGCCCCGAGCCCAGAGCGGCCGUCGCCCGAGCUCCGCCGCCCGCCCGCCAGCCCGCGCUCCAGGCUCCCGUCCGCCGUGCCCAGCCGCGGGACCCAGCAUGGUCAUGGCGGAUGGCCCGAGGCACUUGCAGCGCGGGCCGGUCCGGGUGGGGUUCUACGACAUCGAGGGCACGCUGGGCAAGGGCAACUUCGCCGUGGUGAAGCUGGGGCGGCACCGGAUCACCAAGACGGAGGUGGCGAUAAAAAUUAUAGAUAAAUCUCAGCUGGAUGCAGUGAACCUUGAGAAAAUCUACCGAGAAGUACAAAUAAUGAAAAUGCUAGACCAUCCUCACAUAAUCAAACUUUAUCAGGUAAUGGAGACCAAAAACAUGUUGUACCUUGUGACAGAAUAUGCCAAAAAUGGAGAAAUUUUUGACUAUCUUGCUAAUCACGGCCGGUUAAAUGAGUCUGAGGCCAGGCGCAAAUUCUGGCAAAUCCUGUCUGCUGUUGAUUAUUGUCAUGGUCGGAAGAUUGUGCACCGUGACCUCAAGGCUGAAAAUCUCCUGCUGGAUAACAACAUGAAUAUCAAAAUAGCAGAUUUCGGUUUUGGAAAUUUCUUUAAAAGUGGUGAACUUCUGGCAACUUGGUGUGGCAGCCCCCCUUAUGCAGCCCCAGAAGUCUUUGAAGGGCAGCAGUAUGAAGGACCACAGCUGGAUAUUUGGAGCAUGGGAGUUGUUCUCUAUGUCCUUGUCUGUGGAGCACUGCCUUUUGAUGGACCCACUCUUCCUAUUUUGAGGCAAAGGGUUUUGGAAGGAAGAUUCCGGAUUCCGUAUUUCAUGUCAGAAGAUUGUGAGCAUCUUAUUCGAAGAAUGUUGGUCCUAGACCCGUCCAAAAGGCUAACCAUAGCUCAAAUCAAGGAGCAUAAAUGGAUGGUCAUAGAAGUUCCUGUACAGAGACCUAUUCUCUAUCCACAAGGCCAAGAAAAUGAGCCAUCCAUUGGGGAGUUUAAUGAACAGGUUCUGCGACUGAUGCACAGCCUCGGAAUAGAUCAGCAGAAAACCAUUGAGUCUUUGCAGAACAAGAGCUACAAUCACUUCGCUGCCAUUUAUUACUUGUUGGUGGAGCGCCUGAAAUCACAUAGGAGCAGUUUUCCUGUGGAGCAGCGGCUCGAUGCCCGCCAGAGGCGGCCUAGCACCAUUGCUGAACAAACAGUUGCCAAGGCACAAACUGUGGGCUUCCCGGUGACCAUGCAUUCACCGAAUAUGCGACUGAUGAGAUCUACCCUCCUCCCACAGGCAUCCAAUGUGGAGGCCUUUUCAUUUCCAGCAUCCAGCUGUCAGGCAGAAGCAGCGUUUAUGGAAGAAGAGUGUGUUGAUACUCCAAAGGUCACUGGCUGUCUGCUGGACCCUGUGCCUCCGGUCCUGGCAAGGAAGGGGUGCCAGUCCCUGCCCAGCAGCAUGAUGGAGACCUCCAUCGAUGAAGGGCUGGAGACAGAGGGAGAGGCCGAGGAAGACCCCAGCCAGGCCUUCGACGCGUUCCAGUCCACACGCGGUGGGCAGCGACGGCACACUCUGUCCGAAGUGACCAAUCAGCUGGUCCUGGUGCCGGGCUCAGGGAAAGUUUUCUCCAUGAGCGACAACCCUUCGCUUGACAGUGUGGACUCUGAGUAUGACAUGGGGUCUGUUCAGAGGGACCUGAGCUUCAUGGAGGACAACCCUUCCCUUAAAGACAUCAUGUUAGCCAACCAGCCCUCACCUGGCAUGGCCUCCCCCUUCAUGAGCCUGAGGCCUGCCAACCCCGCCAUGCAGGCCCUGGCCUCCCAGAGAAGAGAGGCCCACAACAGGUCGCCCGUGAGCUUCAGGGAGGGCCGCAGGGCCUCCGACACCUCCCUCACCCAAGGAAUUGUAGCAUUUAGACAGCACCUUCAGAAUCUGGCUAGAACCAAAGGGAUCCUAGAGUUGAACAAAGUGCAGCUGCUGUAUGAACAGAUGGGGCCUGAGGUCGACCCCAGCCUGGCGUCAGCUGCUCCUCAGCUCCAGGACCUGGCCGGCAGCCGCCCUCAGGAGGAAGCUGCCCAGCAGCCGGAAGGCGUUCCUGCACUUGCCACGAGCGUGCACCCGCCGCUGUCCCCGCGGCAGAGCCUGGAGGCCCAGUACCUGCAGCACAGGCUCCAGAAGCCCAGCCUUCUGUCGAAAGCCCCGAACACCUGCCAGCUGUAUUGUAAGGAGCCACCACGGAGCCUUGAACAGCAGCUGCAGGAACACAGACUCCAGCAGAAGCGGCUCUUCCUCCAGAAGCAGUCUCAGCUGCAGGCGUACUUCAACCAGAUGCAGAUAGCGGAGAGCUCCUAUCCACAGCCUCACCAGGAGGCCCCAUCGCCGCCGCCGCAGCCGCCACCCUUCAGCCUGGCGCAGCCCCUGAGCCCCGUCCUGGCGGCCUCUGAGCAGAUGCAGUACAGCCCCUUCCUGGGCCAGUACCCCGAGAUGCCGCUGCGGCCCCUGCCCUCCGCGCCCGGCCCUCAGGGCCACCUGCAGCAGCCGCCCCCGCCACCCCCGCCACCCCCGCCACCCCCGCAGCAGCCGGGGGCCGCCCCCGCGGCCUUACCCUUCUCCUACCAGACUUGCGAGCUGCCGGGCGCCGUCUCGCCUGAGCCGGACUACCCCGCUCCCGGCCAGUACCCCCUGGACGGAGCCCAGCUGGGCGGCGGGGCAGCGCCGGACUGUCCCCGGGGCUCGGGGCUGCCGGGCGACCCCUCCAGCUACGACCCGCUCGCCCUCUCCGAGUUCCCCGGACUCUUCGACUGUGAGAUGCUGGAGGCCGUGGACCCGCAGCACAAUGGCUAUGUCCUGGUGAACUAGCCCGGCCAGGAGGUGGGACCGUCCGUGCAGGAAGCACGUGUGUUUUAUCUCUAUGUCAGCCUCUACAGUUAAAGCUUAUUUCCCGUCCUCUCCCGGAACGGAGGACCAACUCGCCCAACUGGAAUCGGAGGGCCCGGCUCGUCCCUCUCGGCUUCCUGUGGCCCACGCUGGCACACGGCUGGCCGGGCGGAGCAAGCCUCCCGGAGACGCCGCCAGAUGUUUCUCUGAGACAUCAAACCUAGUUUUACACUGAGCUACCCAGGCAUCCGGGGACGGUGAGCACAGGAGCGUGGGCCACUGUGGAGGGAAGGGGCAGUUUUUCCCUGAGGCCCAGGAGCAGCUGCUGAAGGCACACAGGAGACAUAGGAAUGUGACGUGUGGACUAAGGGAAAGCGGAGGUGCUGAGCUGCUGGUGCACGCUGUCCCCAAGGUCAUCACCGAGCAUCGAGGGAGAGCUGUUUCGGGGCCACUGAAGACCAGCUGGCACUAAGCCCCCGGCGUCUCCCGGAGCAGCGCCUCUUCAGAAGGCAGAGGGCGCCGGAGAUGUCGCCUGGGGGACCAUAGGACCCACCACGGCGGAGCUGGGCGAGGACCCGGAGGAGCCAUCGGAGCAGGGCCAGGCCAGGAAGGCGGGCCGCCCGCAGAUCUGUGCGGACUUCUGGGCGGGCAGUCGGCCUUUCGGGGAGGGAGAUGGGGACACCGUGUCUCUUCAAAUGUAGUAACUACUCAGACUUCACACUAUAUUAUAUGUUGCUAGUCUCCUGAGCUCUGUAUAUUCGGACAGGUUCACAGAGGACUAAGAAGUUUAAGAACGAGAGUGAACUUUUCUCUCCCAUGUGAAGUGGUAGUGCCGUGCCUUUUCCCGGAUCAUGCUUUAAUUAUUUCUUUCUGUAGAAACCAAGUUUCCAUCCGUGUCAAUGCUAAAUCCAAAGUCACUUCAGUUUGUUUUCCACUGUGUGGGAAUCGCAUUCUUCAUUUCCUUACGGUCUGACUUGUAAUGAAACGUUAGAGUAUUACAGCAAUAUUCAAACCGCAGAUGUGUCAGCCACGGAAGCAAAUCAUCUGCCAAACUCACUGUAUUACUAGUAAAACUUAACCCUCACAGUUAAUUCAUCAAAAUAAGUAAGAAAUAGAUGCUACAGCCACUAACCGUGUAACGAGUCACCUGUCAUUCGGGCAGUAACAUCCGUGCGUCACCAGUUCAGUGUUAUUUACGGACUCGCUGCCAUCCUGUCAGCAGGUGAACACACCGGGCACAGGCCUGUUCCCUCAGCACCGCGCAGAGCGCCACCUGAGUGGACAGGACACCUCCGCGUUCAGUCGCCUUCCCUCUUCGCAGUGAGUUCCCAGCAGGUGAGGAGGAGCCGGAAGGUCUGAGUCCGCUAUGUCUGACUCAGCCCCUCCCGGCUGGUACCGAGCAGCUAUGUUCCUGGCUCCCCGGGGCCUGGGCUGAGCGUGGGCCCGGGGUGUGGGGCCCUGGGCGUGGGGAGAGCGGGGCCGGCCAGGACGGCUGCGGGGAGGGAGGGCGGUCAUUCUGGGAGAACACACAGUGGAAAGGGAAGGACGAAUGAAGUUCUGAUGGUUUACCCUGCCUCGUGCUUAAGAUUGAUGAUUUGGUGAAAUAUCAUUACAUUUAAGAGAUCCUUCUGUUAAGGUCUCUAAUCUGUUGUAAGUCUUUGUAAAAUAUGCCAAUUAUAAAACAGGGCUUAAUUUGUUUAGACUGAAAGAAGUUUUCCCAAAAUUACUACCGAAGUGCUGUCAUGUUUAUGAAACUGACAUCCUUCCAUACUGAACUCGGGGCUGCUCAUUUCAGUCGCAGAAACAGCUGCCCCAGCAAGGCCAGGAGCCUGUCAGCCAGGACACCCAGGCUGCGCCAGGCAACCAGGCCGACGGGGGCGGGCAGGGGGGCAGCCGAGAGGCCGAUGGAAACCGAGGGACCCAGAGACAGAGCCCGCAAGCACCCUGAGCUGGCCUGCUGGCCUCAGUGUAAGUUCCUGCUGUUCUCGUGUAUUUCAGCAGAAGUCAGUCCGUUUCGUAGCCUCUGUGCUCAGUGAACCAAGCUGGGGGACUGAGUCUGGGCCGGUCAGUGUUUCCCAGCCACCUGCUCUCUGCGCUCCUCAGCGGUGAUGGGUGAGCGCCAGCAGAGCGCCCCUCAGGCACCCCGGCCUGGGAAGGCUCCUCCCUGCGCCCGCUGCCCCAGCAGCUGCCCUAUUGGCGGGGCAUCGUUGGCUUUGUUGGCCUGUGAACCCCGCCCGCUCCUCUGAAGAGACUUAGGGAGAUGAACAUGAGGUAAAAAUUUCAUUCAGCAAACAGUGCAAUAUGUGUGGUACUUUAUUUUUUGUUUUUGUCCCUUUUUUAAUCCAGGUUUAGUCUCUAUUUGGGGAAAAUGCACUAAUUCUGCAAUGUCCAGUUGGCAAGAACGUCUCUAGUUCAUACAUGCAGCUGACAUGCAGGCUCAGCAAGGCAGACAGAGCGUGUCCCACACAGUGCGUGCUCCCUGGCAGAGCCCCUCGCCGCCUCGGCCUCCAGGCCUCUGCCCUCGUGCUGCCGGGGAGCAGGGUCUCCUCACCAGCCUAGAGCAUCUCUUCAUGAGAAGCAUCUGGAGGAGAGCUAGGAAGAGCGGGCUAACGGGUCUGUUCUUAUGUGAACAAAACCCCUUCCUUUCUGAAUCCGCUGCCUCCGGGAAAGGAAGUGAGGAGCUGAGUGGGCAAGCCCAGGCCUGAGCUGGCUGGUGGGGGCCCGGUGCCCUCCAACACCGGCCUCGGCCACACUGCGAUCCGUGCCUGAAAGCAGGCGCCCAGAGGAAAGUCUGCCAUUGGGUUGGCAGGAGGGUGUAUUCUCGGCUGGAGAGUGACUGGGUGGCCCAGCAGGUAGAGAGAAGUGAGCAGCGGCAGCCUCCGUGCCGGGUGGCCAGGGGUCCGGGUGUGCGGUACCGGAGCAGCCCCUGCUUAGGGGCAGGCUGUUCAGACACAGGGACGUGGUGAGAUGUGUGGCUUCUCGCCCCAUGUCCUUUCCCUUCAGCAACAACAGCCCGUGCACCAAGCCCCAGUGGGCUAAGCACUGGGUGAGAGUGACAUCUUCCCUCGCCCGGUCCUCCCCUCCACAGCGGCCUGGCUGGAGGGAGAGGGCCCUCCGGGCAGUCCUCUGAGCAAGGCUGAGAGAGUGGCCCCCACGGAUCUGCCUGCAGCCCUGCUAGCUAACGACACAAGUGCAGGGGCACGUUAAAGACGCUGGUUUCUCCCGGUUACACCGAACGGCCAUCCCCACAGAAGUAUGCGCGGGGAGGACACCUCUUCCUCGAUGGCCAAGGGGCCAGAUGGCACAGCGCAGCCGCCCUGCCGGCCAGCAGACUCAGCCCAGGAACCUGACCUCCCGGGGCCCCAGGAGGGCCGCACUGCUUACGGUUAAGUAACAUCAAGUAAAGGUGCUGAUUAGACACUUUUAAGAUUAAAGAAAAUAACACACUUUGAUACUUUGUCUUUUCAGAAGCAACGUGGGUAGGUAGAGGUGAGCUUUAAAAAUAAAAUGGCCUGGCCAGUGUGGCUGGAUCCCCGGUUUGGCAGGUGCAGGAGGCAGCUAAUCAAUGGUUCUCUCUCAUCAUUGAUGUUGCUCUAGCUCUCCCUUCCUCUCUCAGAUCAAUUCAAAAAAAUAAAAAUAGGAGAAUAGCAUCCCAGGAAAUGUGACCGCAUAUUGGAAUGACGUUCACAUCCACAAAUACCGAUCGCGGGCUGGGGUGCCCAUCCAGCCAGACUUUCUCAAUCAGGGAAAUGGGGGUGGUGACACCUGCCCACCGCUGAUGGCAAGAGAAAUCGCCUCCACCAAAAUCCCUGAAGGGAAAGUGGAUAGGAAAGGAGGUUGGCUUCCUUUGGGGGCUGCAAUUUCAGAAAUAAAAGUCAUACAGAGAUAAUUGCACUUUGUGGGCAGGGCAGCACGAUUCACUUAUUUCCGAGGGAGGUUUGGUCUGUGAGUAAUUUUGAUAAAAUUAAUCUAAUUGUAGUUAUUUUUAAUGUGUGAUUUUUUAAAAUGACUAAGGAAUAAAUGGUGAGUUCAACAGCUUUGGUAUUUUGAGUGCAAAUCAUAAUAGCUUCAAUGUGAAAAAGUUUCAAAAAAAAUGUAACUGUCACUCAAUGUUAGAAAAUAGCCUAAAAUGCAGUUUAAUAAAUGAUCUUUGUAUCAAACAUUAA